AAACGAAAAAGGUACAGAGUACGGAUGGAUGUACGUGUAACUUAAUUUGCUUUGCUUGGCUUAGUAGAAAGCGGUUCGUCUGGGCCGAGAAAUUUCCGGGCGUGGGUGGGUUAGGAGGGAGAGAAAGCCGCAAGUGUGGAAAGUAAAGUGUGGCUCGGUCGGGAACUGAAGGAAAGAAGCUUUUGGUGGAAAAGUGAUCAAAUCGAACCUCCAUCAAAAUAAUUGAUUGAUCCCCAGAGUCACCAAUUGAUUGCGCCUCCCCACCCCAUCGCAUCGCAAUCAAUCCUUUAUCCAAGGGCUCAGGAUACGACUCACCCUCCAGUUCUUCAAAGAUGCUUUCAAGGGUAGCACGACCGGCUCUGAGAGCUGGAGCUGCGGCUAUUCCUGCUCGUGUCGCCAACAAUGGAGCAGCUGGCUACGCUACUCUGCGAGAAAUCGAAGGUCGUCUAAAGUCUAUCAAGAAUAUCGAGAAGAUCACCAACACCAUGAAGAUCGUGGCCUCCACCAAGUUGACCCGUGCCCAACGUGCCAUGAACGACUCGAGAAAGUACGGCCAGACCUCCAACCAAGUCUUCGAAUCCGCCGAGACUAAGCCCCUCGAGGGUGAGGGCAAGAAGACCUUGUACAUCGUAUGCAGCUCCGACAAGGGUCUUUGCGGUGGUGUUCACUCCGGCCUCUCGCGUUAUAUGCGCCGAGAACUGGCUACCAAGGACCAGCCCGCCGACCUGGUCCUCAUUGGAGAGAAGUCCAGGGCCCAACUCAGCCGUACGAACGCAAAGAGCAUCGUCCUCAGCUUCGCCGGUGUUGGAAAGGAUAUCCCGUCCUUCGCCGACGCCCAGGCCAUCGCCGACCAGGUUACGCAGCUCCCUACCGACUACAGCGACAUCAAGAUCGUGCACAACAAGUUCAUCAACGCUACUAGCUACGAGCCCACAGUCAUCGAAGCUUUCUCGGAGGAGGCCAUUGCCAACUCCCCCAACUUCUCCGCCUUCGAGGUCGACGAGGAGCUUCUGUCUAACCUCCGGGAAUACGCCUUAGCUAACUCUCUCUACUGGGCUCUUGCCGAGGGACACGCCUGCGAGAUCUCUGCCCGACAACAGGCUAUGGACAACGCCUCCAAGAACGCCGGUGAGAUGAUCAGCAAGUACCAGAUUCUUUUCAACCGAACUCGUCAAGCCGUCAUUACAGGCGAACUGGUCGAAAUCAUCACUGGUGCCACCGCCUCGGAGGACAUGUAGAGCGGGUGAUAGAAAAAUAGAUGGGGUGGUGAAUAAUCCAAUCGCAUCUUCCCUUUGUAUCAAAGUACCCUAAGCAAAACCUCGGCGCUGUCGCCUUGGAUGUAUCAAUUCAAUGAACUAGUUCCUCAGCCCUACUUGCCCUCUUUGUCCUCUUUGUUUUAUGUGACGCAGUUCUGCAUCCGACUUAAAACAUCAACCUACCCCUAAAGCAGUGCUUGCGGACUUUCUGCGUGCGUUUAAACUAUAUCGACCACAUCCAUUCAUAAGCUGAGGGGGACAGACUAUUUCGCUACCCGUAUCAUUUUCGACUACUCAUGCUUUGGCGUUUGUAUAUCCGCUUAACUAGUUGAUAUAAUACGAGAUAGAUAGACAGGUUUGUCCCUAUGCCUUCAACAAACAAACAUCACUAUAUCCUUAGAGUAUAUCCACCAGCUGAGAUGUGUCUUGACUGACACGUCGCAUAGAAGCCCCUAACCUAGGCCCUUUUGCCAGCAUCAAUUUAGAUAGAUACUCAGACAAACCAUGACAGAUUCAGAAGCACC
Daldinia vernicosa is the source of this 1780-nucleotide messenger RNA. RefSeq names its product ATP synthase F1 gamma. Lineage: Eukaryota; Fungi; Ascomycota; Sordariomycetes; Xylariales; Hypoxylaceae. The transcript is spliced from 3 exons. The coding region runs from base 333 to 1238 and encodes 301 amino acids. Gene Ontology annotation, biological process: proton motive force-driven ATP synthesis. Gene Ontology annotation, molecular function: proton-transporting ATP synthase activity, rotational mechanism. The record is from RefSeq and is a predicted model, not a curated record.